Molecule: messenger RNA, 516 nt
Organism: Dentiscutata erythropus
Lineage: Eukaryota; Fungi; Glomeromycota; Glomeromycetes; Diversisporales; Gigasporaceae
Source: the annotation of a GenBank genome assembly
AUGUAUGAUAAAUUAGUAUUCAAGCCUCCACUUACUGCUGAAACGUUUCAUAAUGGCAAUAGAAGUUUUGCUACUUCUAAAGGUUAUACUAAACCCUUUCAUAAACAUAAUCUAAGUUCCAAAAAAGUUCGGCAAAAAUCUCAACUUCAAGUAAAUACGAAAAAGAGUAUAUCAAAUAAUAUAACCGGAUUAAAACAAAGUGAUCAAGCUAUGCGUAAAAUAAGUGGAAAUGUUUGGUGGCAAAAUUACAAAGUAAUUAGACUUGGUCAUUAUCCGUCUAUCUCUAAAUUUACUCAAAAAAAAAAUGGUGUUGCAUAUCAGAUUCCUGAUGAAUAUGAAAUUAAAACGACUUUAUUAGGAUUAUAUGUAAGAUGUAAAACUGAAUAUAAUAAACAAACUGGAAAAAUUAAAUAUAUAGUUAGUUGGGUAAAUUCUUAUGAAAAUAUAGUAUCAAGUAGUAGUAUGUCCUCAGCAAGUAAUGCUGGAAAUAAAUUUUUAAUGCUAAAUAAAUUUUAA